UCUACUUAUGAAUUUCAUUCUGUUUUGUCUAUACACUUCUCUUUACUUUCACUGUAACAAAGGAACAGUAUAUCUUCCAAAAAAUGUCUCUGUAGCUGCAAUCAUAGCAUUCGGAGACUCCUUAUUGGAUGUGGGGAAUAACAAUUAUAUCAACACUAUGACGAAGUCCAAUUUUCUUCCUUAUGGGAAGGACUUUGUGGGUGGAAAGCCAACCGGAAGGUUCUCCAAUGGGAAAACAUUAGCGGACUUUUUUGCCAAGGCAUUAGGAGUGAAGGAGUAUGUUCCAGCAUAUCUUAACCCUUUCAUAACCGAUAAAGAUCUUUUAACUGGUGUAAGUUUUGCCUCUGGUGGCACCGGGUAUGAUCCACUAACAGCUACAUUAUCGUCUGUUAUACCCGUAAAGAUUCAAUUAGACAUGUUCAAACAAUACAUUUGGAGGCUAAAGAGGAAGGUUGGGGAAGAAGCUAUGAAGAAUAUAAUCACCAACAGUGUAUUUUUUGUUUCCUCAAGCAGCAACGAUUUCCUUGUAAAUUACUAUUCUGUCCCCAUCAGAAGAUUACAAUAUGAUAUCCCUGCGUAUAGUAAUAAGCUUGUGAAGUGGGCCAUAAGUUUUGUACAGGAUUUACACAAACUGGGGGCAAGAAGAAUAGUGGUCUUUAGCGCACCCCCACUUGGAUGUAUACCAAUUGAGAGAACACUAGCUGGGGGAUCACAAAGAAAGUGUGUAGACAAGUACAAUAAAGCAGCAAGGUUUUUCAAUAACAAGCUAAAAGAAAAUAUCCGGUUUCUUGAAAGCACUCUUCCUCAAUCAAAGAUUGCCUUCUCAGAUUUCUACAAUCCACUCAUAAGCAUCAUUGAAAAUCCUCGCCAAUACGGGUUUGAGGUUGCAAAUCAAGGCUGUUGUGGGACAGGGAAGUUAGAGAUGAGUUAUUUGUGCAACGAACUUAGCACAACAUGCCAGAAUGACUCAACAUACUUUUUUUGGGAUAGUCUCCACCCAACUGAAAAAGGAUGUGAUAUCUUUUCAAAAAUUAUACUACCAGAUUUGGUGAAAAGUUUGUUCUAAGAUUAUAAAAUUUAUGAAUAAUGGAAUGAAGCUUUAUUUACUUAUUAAUACAUGGAAUGUAACCUCAAGUAAUGGAAAUGGUUUAGAAUCAUUCCAGAUUUAUAGAUGAACACAAUCUAAUCUGAAUCAAGAUAAAAAGGAAAGGAAACUGU
This is a messenger RNA of Lactuca sativa (garden lettuce), 1218 nucleotides long. Its product is annotated as GDSL esterase/lipase EXL3. The record is from RefSeq and is a predicted model, not a curated record. NCBI's taxonomy places the organism in Eukaryota, Viridiplantae, Streptophyta, Magnoliopsida, Asterales, Asteraceae. Gene Ontology annotation, molecular function: hydrolase activity, acting on ester bonds.